This is a messenger RNA of Parnassius mnemosyne (clouded apollo), 339 nucleotides long. The record is from the annotation of a GenBank genome assembly. NCBI's taxonomy places the organism in Eukaryota, Metazoa, Arthropoda, Insecta, Lepidoptera, Papilionidae.
AUGAGAAGAGCCCGAGAUGGCUAUCAGUAUCAACCCAUUCCUCGGGUUGCUACAGAAGAUGUUCUCGAACAUGAAAACGAAAGAAUGGCAGAAGAACUUAGUGGAAAAAUAAGUACACUAAAACAUAUGUCAAUAGAGAUAGGUAAUGAAGUAAGAUAUCAGGACAAGAUUUUACGUGGAUUAGAUGACGAUGUUGAUAGAAGUUCUGGUUUCUUGGGAAAAACGAUGGGUAGAGUGUUAAAGCUGGGAAAAGGCAAUCAUAAUUACUACAUAUUUUAUUUAUUCUUGUUCUCAAUUUUUGUAUUCUUUCUGCUUUAUAUUGUUUUAAAAUUCAGAUGA